AUGUGGGACCAGGCAAGACUAAUGGAAGACACUUACACGCCAGAUGCCGCAGAGACGAUACAAAUUUCCUCGCUUGCCCUGAUAAAAAUGCUUAAGCAUGGAAGAGCUGGAGUUCCCAUGGAAGUCAUGGGCCUGAUGCUGGGGGAGUUUGUGGACGAGUAUACGAUCCGCGUGACUGACGUCUUUGCAAUGCCGCAAAGCGGGACUGGAGUCAGCGUGGAGGCUGUUGACCCUGUCUUUCAGACGAGGAUGAUGGAUAUGCUGAAAAUAACGGGGCGAGGAGAGAGCGUUGUUGGAUGGUACCACUCGCAUCCUGGGUUCGGGUGCUGGCUUUCCAGCGUGGACAUAAACACGCAGUCUGCAUUCGAGCAGCUCUCCAAGAGGGCAGUUGCUGUUGUGAUAGACCCAAUUCAGAGCGUGCGCGGAAAAGUCGUUAUUGACGCGUUUAGGCUUAUUCCCAUGCAGAAGUCGAUAACGGGAGUGGAGCCACGGCAGGUCACGUCGAAUAUUGGGUACCUGACGAAGCCCACUCUUGUGAGCAUGCUGCACGGCCUGAACAGGCACUACUACUCGAUAAACAUCCAGUACAAGAAGAACGAGCUGGAGGAGAACAUGCUCCUGAGCCUGCACAAGAAGACCUGGGCGGACUGCCUGAAGAUGGAGACGGUCAAGGACUUUGAGAAAAGAGCCAGCACCAGGAAGAAGGCAAUAAAGGAGCUGGGGGUUAUGCUCAAAAAGCGGGUUGAGGAGGAGAAGGCUGCGAAGGAGAUGAACGUCGAGCUGGAAACUGUUGGGAAGCUGGACGUGCGAAGAAGGAUUCUGCACGAGUCAGAGACCCUAAUGAGCGAAAACACAAUGCAGCAACUCAUUGCGCAUAUUCACAACAGAAUAUUUUCGUAA
Nematocida major is the source of this 900-nucleotide messenger RNA. RefSeq names its product 26S proteasome regulatory subunit N11. The transcript has a single exon. The record is from RefSeq and is a predicted model, not a curated record. Gene Ontology annotation, molecular function: proteasome binding; metallopeptidase activity; protein binding. The coding region runs from base 1 to 900 and encodes 299 amino acids. Gene Ontology annotation, cellular component: proteasome regulatory particle, lid subcomplex. Lineage: Eukaryota; Fungi; Microsporidia. Gene Ontology annotation, biological process: protein deubiquitination; proteasome-mediated ubiquitin-dependent protein catabolic process.